Sebastes umbrosus (honeycomb rockfish) is the source of this 752-nucleotide messenger RNA. RefSeq names its product late histone H2A.L3. The transcript has a single exon. Gene Ontology annotation, molecular function: DNA binding; protein heterodimerization activity; structural constituent of chromatin. Gene Ontology annotation, cellular component: nucleosome. The record is from RefSeq and is a predicted model, not a curated record. Lineage: Eukaryota; Metazoa; Chordata; Actinopteri; Perciformes; Sebastidae. The coding region runs from base 55 to 438 and encodes 127 amino acids.
UCGGCGCCAUCUCAGCAUAUUUCUCUGUAACUCAACUUAGAAAGCAGCUAGAAGAUGUCUGGACGCGGAAAAGGAGCGGGAAAGGUUCGAGCCAAGGCGAAGAGCCGCUCCUCUCGGGCCGGGCUUCAGUUCCCCGUCGGCCGUGUCCACAGACACUUGAGGAAGGGUAACUACGCCCAGCGUGUCGGUGCCGGAGCUCCGGUGUACCUGGCGGCGGUGCUGGAGUAUCUGACCGCUGAGAUCCUGGAGCUGGCCGGGAACGCUGCCCGCGACAACAAGAAGACCCGUAUCAUCCCCCGUCACCUGCAGCUGGCCGUCCGCAACGACGAGGAGCUCAACAAGCUGCUGGGCGGAGUGACCAUCGCUCAGGGCGGCGUGCUGCCCAACAUCCAGGCGGUCCUGCUGCCCAAGAAGGCCGAGAAGGCCAACAAGAAGUAGACUCCCGGAACAACAACAACAACAACAACAACGGCUCUUUUAAGAGCCACACACCCACAACUAGAGACAAACUCCUGAUUUACUUUAUAUGAUUGUUGACUUUGUUCGCUUUAACGUCGAAACACGAACUUUAAUCACCACUAUUACACUGUCUGGUGUAAAUAACAGCGUUAUGUUGAGUGUUGGUGGAGCAGCUCGAUCCAGACUCCAUUCAGAAAAGAAGCAAUUUAAAAGUUGUUUGCUUGUCGUCUUGGUAACAGACCUGACAAAGCAUGAAUUCAAACUUUUUACAAAUAAACAUCAUUAUCUACAUA